GCUGACGUCAGGGAGGAAGGUGACAAACCGCAGCUCCUCCCCGGUGUGGGCACGCACUCAAUAUAAUACUUUUCUUCUGCUUUUUGCCGGUCAGCUGCUGCAAGAGCUGAGUAACCAGGGGGUGGAAUACGCCGAGGGAAACGGCGGCCGCGGCGAAAGGGCAUUUCUGGAAAGCCGCUUCUGUGCCGCGAGUCAGAGGAAGGAAGAGCGCUGCCUGUGGCCCGUAAACUUAGUCGCUCCUCACUUUACCGACUCCCCUCAGCUUUGCUUCGGCCGUGCAAGCGGACAAAAGCGCGGAGGGGCUUCUCUGUAGAGCUCUGUGGCUGUGCCCCGAUCUCCCCAAGGGCUUGCGCGGCGGCGGGGAGGUGAUGUUUCCCCUGGGCUCCACCUGGAAUAUCUCUUUCGCGGGCUGCGGGUUCUUGGGGGUGUAUCACAUCGGGGUCGCCAGCUGCCUCCAAGAGCAUGCGCCUUUCCUGGUCGCCAAUGCCAAAACCAUCUAUGGUGCUUCCGCCGGAGCUCUGACAGCCACCGCGCUUGUUACUGGAGCCUGUUUAGGUGAGGCUGGUGCAAAUAUAAUUCAUGUCUCUAAAGAAGCUCGGAAAAGGUUUCUUGGCCCUCUGCACCCAUCCUUCAACCUGGUGAAAAUCAUCCGUACAUGCCUAUACAAGACCCUGCCAGACAAUGGUCAUGAACUGGCCAGUGGGCGCUUAGGCAUUUCACUGACACGGGUCUCGGAUGGAGAGAAUGUCAUAUUAUCAGAAUUCAACUCCAAGGAGGAACUUAUCCAGGCAUGUGUUUGCAGCACUUUCAUCCCUGUGUACUGUGGCCUGAUCCCUCCAAGUCUUCAAGGAGUGAGAUACGUUGAUGGAGGGAUUUCUGACAACUUGCCACAGUAUGAACUGAAGAAUACCAUUACAGUGUCUCCCUUCUCAGGAGAGAGUGAUAUCUGUCCACGGGACAGUUCCACAAAUAUCCAUGAGCUGAGAGUCACCAACACCAGCAUUCAGUUCAAUUUACGCAACCUCUACCGCCUCUCCAAAGCCCUGUUUCCACCAGAGCCUCAGAUUCUGCGGGACAUGUGCAAGCAGGGCUACAGGGAUGCUUUGCACUUCUUGAAAAAGACUGGUCUCCUCCAUCAUCCAAGACCUAUGCUGCCACUGCUAGCCAUAGAAGACAGUGCAGGGGAGACGAAUCCUGAAGAGGAAAAGGCUGGCGAAGAGGAUCAGCUGGAAGAAAACACUGCACUGGCAGUAGCUGAAGACCAUAUUUUUGAACACUUACCUCCUAAAUUGCACCAAGCCCUCUUAGAAGCCUGUGCAGAGAGGAGGGGGCUGUUCAGUAGCAUUGCCAACCUGUUGCCUGUGCGCCUAGCAUCCACCUUGAUGCUCCCUUACACCCUUCCUCUGGAGUCUGCUCUCUCCUUCACUGUCAGGUUGCUUGAAUGGCUGCCAGAUGUUCCAGAAGACAUUAGGUGGAUGAAAGAGCAGACACGGAAAGUUUGUCAGUAUCUCAUGAGAAAAGCCAAGAAGAAGCUAGGAAGUCAUCUCUCAGCCCGGCUCUACUACCAUCUUGAACUCAGAAAGACGCAAAGUUUACCUGUUCCCUUGAGUGCUGGCUAUGGAGAGGCAUUGCCCAAGUGGUUGCGGAAUAACCUGUCUCUAACAGAUGUUAUGACAAAAUGGGAAGAAUACCAGCGCCAGCUGAUGUUGGGGCUGUUCUGCAUUAAUGUGGACCUGCGGGCUUCUAUCUUCCCAUCAGAAGGGCUUGAGAUGAGACACCCACCAGCAGGCAGCUCCCAAGAGAGCCUGCAACUCUUUUAAAGCCAUCGCCAAUACCUGAACAGGUGGAAGGGGAGGGAGGGAGGGCAGCAGUAGUAUCCUUAAUACCUAUGAAGGGGACUUCUUCCCACCAUGAACAGAGAGAGAACCUAUACCAAAAACACCUGAUUGUGCCAACAUUAAACAGGUGACUGGCACCAUGUUACACCCAAUACAGUCUGAUAGGUUUCAUGUUCACUUUUUGAGAGGAUGAUGCAUAAAAUAUUUGGUGAUUGCAGCAUAGCUGUUCUCUCUCUUGACUGAACCGUAAAGAGUUUCAUUUUAGAACACAUCUUGAAGUUAUCUCAAACUUAUGUAUUAAGAAGAUUGUGUCCCAGUCAGCACCCUGGGAUUUCUUUGUUUUUAGAUCAGUAUUGUAAAAUGUGUAGCUUUAUGUUUUGUGCUUUUAAAGAUUUGAUUCCCCCAGGGUGUUUAAUGCUAUGAGAUGCUAACAGCAAGGCUGCCUAGGCUGCAAGCAAAGCCAGGUUUUGUAUCAGAGCUUGUCCUUCUUGUCAACUGUAAAUGGAAGCACAGUGUGAAAUCUUCCCCACAUUGUCUUGUGCAUCUUUCAUGGUACUGUUGCUUUUAAUGUGGAUUUGAAGAAUACAAAACCCAUAAAGUUGA
Heteronotia binoei (common prickly gecko) is the source of this 2441-nucleotide messenger RNA. It is a transcript of the gene PNPLA2, whose product is annotated as patatin like phospholipase domain containing 2. NCBI's taxonomy places the organism in Eukaryota, Metazoa, Chordata, Lepidosauria, Squamata, Gekkonidae. The record is from RefSeq and is a predicted model, not a curated record. Gene Ontology annotation, biological process: positive regulation of triglyceride catabolic process; triglyceride catabolic process; lipid homeostasis. The transcript has 9 exons. Gene Ontology annotation, cellular component: lipid droplet; membrane; cytoplasm. Gene Ontology annotation, molecular function: triacylglycerol lipase activity. The coding region runs from base 369 to 1820 and encodes 483 amino acids.